CUCCGCCCCCCGUACUGGCGCACCAGCCGGCCUUGGGCGGCCAGCAGCUCGCAACAUGGCGGACAGCGCUAGCGAGAGCGACACGGAUGCGGCGGGGAGCUCGUCCGCGCUGCCGCCCAACUCCUCCUCGGCCGCGUCUUCCUCCAAGGCCGGCAUCGUGAUCUCGGCGUCCAAGCUGGAGGAGCUGAGCAACCGGCUUGCGUCGCUGCAGCAGGAGAACAAGGUGCUGAAGAUCGAGCUGGAGACCUACAAGCUGAAAUGCAAGGCCCUGCAGGAGGAGAACCGCGACCUGCGCAAGGCCAGCGUCACCAUCCAAGCAAGGGCUGAACAAGAGGAAGAAUUUAUCAGUAACACCUUGUUUAAGAAGAUACAAGCUUUACAAAAAGAAAAAGAAACAUUGGCUGUAAAUUAUGAGAAAGAAGAAGAAUUUCUAACAAAUGAACUCUCCCGCAAGCUGAUGCAGUUGCAGCAUGAAAAGGCUGAACUGGAACAGACACUGGAGCAGGAGCAGGAGUUUCAAGUAAAUAAACUAAUGAAAAAGAUAAAGAAAUUGGAAAAUGAUACUCUUUCCAAACAAUUUACACUUGAACAGCUGCGUCGUGAGAAAAUUGACCUUGAAAAUACCUUGGAACAAGAGCAAGAAGCAUUAGUAAAUAGACUGUGGAAACGCAUGGAUAAACUGGAAGCUGAGAAACGAAUUCUGCAGGAAAAAUUAGACCAGCCUGUGUCAGCCCCACCUUCACCAAGGGACAUUUCCAUGGAAAUAGACUCACCAGAAAACAUGAUGCGACAUAUCAGGUUUUUGAAGAAUGAGGUGGAGAGGCUAAAAAAGCAACUCAGAGCAGCCCAGUUACAGCAUACAGAGAAAAUGGCACAGUAUUUAGAAGAGGAACGUCACAUGAGGGAAGAGAACCUGAGACUUCAACGUAAACUACAAAGGGAAAUGGAAAGGAGAGAAGCACUCUGCAGACAGCUGUCUGAAAGCGAGUCCAGCUUGGAAAUGGAUGAUGAGAGAUACUUCAAUGAGAUGUCUGCUCAAGGACUCAGACCUCGUACUGUAUCCAGCCCUAUUCCCUACACACCAUCUCCAAGUUCCAGCAGGCCUAUAUCUCCUGGUCUAUCUUAUGCAAGUCACAGUGUUGGGUUUACACCGCCCACUACUUUGACACGUGCUGGAAUGUCCUAUUACACCUCACCUGGUCUUCAUGUACAGCAUAUGGGAACUUCUCAUGGCAUUGCGGUUUACGAAUCCCUGAAGGCUUUGCUGGCCGAACCACCCAAACCACAAAGGUACGAAAUUCCAUCUCUGGGCUAUGCUGAAAACAAUGAUUGCAGUUUGAUUUCGCACCAAAAUAGGAAGAGUUUGUUUGAUUCCAUGCUGCUACUUAAACUUCAGUCAAUCUUUAUUGAAAUUUUAAUAGAAAUUAGGUGGGUUAAGAUUGUGCACGAUCUUUCUUUCUGCUUUCCCUCUGUGCCCCCAUCACUCCUGCUUUAUUGCAGUCAUCCUCCAAUGGAAAGUUACUGGAGGCCAUACGCCAACAAGAACUUUAAGCUUUUAAGGAAGUGAGUAGAAUAUUGAAGGAAUUGGUACACUUAGCCCAACCAUUUUAUGCUGCUACUGAAGCUGACACAUGUUCAAAUUUGGCAUCCAUCUGCUGUCCUUGAGCAAAGGAACAAAAAUUAGAUGUUUAGUUGUUUGAGCACAUUCUACCAUUGACUUGUGAAUCUUAAAUGGUUUCACCCAAUUUGCUUGUAAAUUCUUUUAUAGUUUUUGUCUGGCAUUGUCAUUUAAUUUUUAAAGCAACAGUGGCUCUUCCAGAUAUUCCUACAAACCCUUCAUGAAGCUGUGCUUCUUGACAACUGAAAAAUCAGACUUUUAAUUUUAUCCCCCAUUGUUCUGACUCAUCGUAGCAGGCAUGGUUUAUUCUUUUGAAAUCCUUUGUGCUUCAUGUUAGAUCACUUCCUGAUAUUCUAUCACUGGUGAAUAAAAGGUUUAGUUUAUUAGCUCUCCUAAUUUGGCCUCCAUUAAGUACCCAGACUUAAAGAAAUUGCACAAUAUGUUGUCUGAUAAAUUUUAUCUCUUUUUCAGCAUAACUUUCACUCCUUUGUAUUCGGUACAUUGUUACCAUAAUUAAUUGAGCUUUGCUCCCACUACUAAGUUGAAAGUAUAUUGAGGUAUCCUAAGAGGAACUUGAGUUAAAUUCUGCUUCUUUUAUUGACUUAAUUUUUUAUCAGACAUACUUUAUUACAGUAGCGUUCCAAAGCUCUGCUGAACCCAUUAAUAUUUUGUGGAUAAACUAAUAGUGACAAUCUUGGAUUUUACUUUUAAGAAGAAGCAAUGAUUGAAGACCAAAGGGGUUGUCUCUGAGCAAGUUCUCAAUAUAAAACAAGUUGGAUUGUGUUACCGCUCAGAUUUGCUGAUAUAAAUGCAAUCUGAUCAGAUCAGCACUGAAGUUAGGUUGGGUGUUGUGUAUGGCUACAUUUAUGUAAUCUGUUCUUCCAACUAAAUUGCACAUAUUUGUGGGGCAACAGGGGCUAGUUAAAUGGUUAUGAAGACAAACAGUGAUGGAUAUUUAAAGCCCAGACAGAUUAUGAUGUCCAAUAUGCAAUGCUAAUCUGAGAGGGCUACUUGUACAGUUCAAUGUUCUCGCCACCAUCCACAUUUAUUUUUGUAGCUGGAUGCUCUUGCAUCAGUGUAACAUUAUUUAGGAGGAUUGUCCAGUACUUUUGACUCUUGCUGUGGUUCUGCAUGCAAAAGUCUAGAGAGGGUGAUGUGGUCCUGAUUUCUGAAUGAACCAUCUACUCCUAAGAAUUCAUUUAUAUGUGUUCCCCGAGAAGUGAGGAAAAAGGAGCACAGAGAAUAGCAAGCUGUUGGAAGACACAAGAACAGUUGAGAAAGGGUGGAUGGGGUUGGCGAAGAUAGAUUUUUAGCAGCUGAGUGUCCUAUCUGCCCUCGUGUUCAGAAGGUGAGGACCAAAGAAUUGGCAAUGAUGUAGCAAAGUUCUUAUCACUGAAAUCUGUCAGCUAUUCUAACCAUAAUCACAUCCUUGAAACAGUGCAGGGGCUCCGUUUCCAGUGACAGCUGAGAUGACGAACAAUGGGAUUUGUAUAAAAACACAACACUUAGUUCUAGUUUAUCAUGAUUCAGAGUCUGUGACAUUGGAUACUAUUGAGUUGGGCACCACUUCCACACGAGGAGGACUGGAGUUCACUAUAAUAUAGAAAGUCUUCAGUCAUUUUGGUACCAUCUUUAUAACAGCAAGUGCAGGUUUUUCAUUUUAACCAAGUGAUCCAUUGUGCAAACCUAUUGCCUGUGUUUUGGUAAGCUAACUCUAUUUUCUGUGACUAUUGAUCAGUGAGCUUGUUUACCACUGGAAAACUGUGGUCCUUAUUGCCUGGCUGCAGCCAACUUGUCAGUGAUGUCUUACCCCAUACAGAUUCCAUCUCUGCCAUCAUUUGUUCUAUAACUGAAAUUCAAAAAAAGGAUGGUGGGGAAGAGUGAGAGUGAAUAUGUAUUUGUCUGCACUAGCUUCAGCUUGUAAGUCAGAAUGUACAGACUGAAGUAGAGAUUGGUAAGUGUGGACUAGGUGCAUCACAAUCUUUUGUUUCAGAUGCACUAUGGGGCCUUUGUCAAUGCUGUCCCGAUAAUUUCCAUCGUCCUUGGAGUUUAAGUCAUACAACUAGGCUCAGUGCCUGCAUCUGCAUCUGCCUCUGGUAGUGUCUUGACUUUCCACUGUAGAAGUGAACAUCAAGUAGUCUGUGAUGGUGUGACUGGUAAAACAGCUGGAACUGCCUCCAAACUAGGAGAUGAAGUUGGAAACUUGCCCCAUCAUUGUAUGUGAGAUUGUGCAGGAGGAUUUCAGCAUUAGAUGAGAAUCCUGAAUGCCAGGGGUUAUUGAUAAAAAUUAUAGGCUGUAGUUUUUAAGUGGUGUCUGCUGAUGCCAGUGGUCCCAGUGAUAGAAUAUGGCACAAAAGACUGUUCAUGGAUGACGACCACACAUGAGGCUAUUAAACUUUUGAUAAUUCCUUGCACUAUGAAUCCUACUGCCAUCUUAAAUGAAUUCUGGAGGACAUUUUGACGCUGCAGAUGAAGGAUAUCUCCCAUGCAUCAUUUUCAUCACUCUAGUGCCUCUUGUAAUAAAGAAAAUGUGAUAAUCAGUUUGUCCAGGUCAUUUUCUCAUAUAUAUUGUGAUAAUUUGCUAUUGGUGCUGAUCAGUACGAUUCCUUUCUGGAUACAUCGGUUAACUCCCUGCUUCUCUUUGAAAUAAUACCAUCAAUCUCUUCUGUCUGCUUGACUGCACCAGCAAGAGCGCUCAGGGUUUAAAGUGUCAUCUGACAAAUUGGCACCUUCAGGAUGCAAUUGUUCGUUAGUGUUUCACUGGAGUGUUGGCUUGGAUUUCUAUGCUUGCACCUGUGGAGAUAGAUAUAUAGCCACCAGUUUUUUUUUCUUUGGUGCAAGUACCACCAAAGCUGAGCCACUUUUAGUUGGAUUGGACAUGCAGGUGUACUGGGACAUUAACAUUACUGGCCUCAUAUUUUCAGCCGAUCCAUUGGUAAUUUGCAGCAGUUUGAUUGCACCAAGUAGCCAUUUUGAGAAUUUAAUUCCUGAGAGGUUUUGUCAAUAUAUUCAAGGAUACUUUCCUGUGACCAAGUAAAAUGUUACAUUUUUAUGUGGAUUUUGCCAUGCUAAAGAGUGGCAAAUUGAAACAAAGAAAUGCCGGAAACAACUUUAUUGUACCUGUUCCUCUUUGCUGUCAGGAGUAUACAGUAGGUAUACUGUUCUGUUUGGUUUGGACAGAUUCCUGACAUUUUUUUCAUUGUGUGGAGUUUUUAGUUUCUAACCUGCAGAUUCCACCCCCCUCCCCCCAUAUUUUUGUGUAGUUUAAUAUCAGGCCCAGAGCUUACCUAUCAACACAAUAUCAGGUCAAAAUUUUGAAUGUUGAAUUUCCACAAAGGAAGGUAAAUGUAGAAGCACUAUUCUUUCUCAUGUUCUUCUGCACCUCCUAAAAUGAAUCUACUGAAGUUUCAGCUCUUAAUGCAAGAUUCAAUUUUGUUAGAGUUUAAAAGUCAGUUUUAUGGUUCUGGUGUGAGAGAAACUGAACAUAUUGUUGAAAGCUGACUCGAAGCUCAUGAUGUACUUUAGUAUUUGAAUAGAAUUGUUUGAGCUUCCAGUGAUCUAUAGAAGUAUUUCAUUUACUUACAUGCGUAUUUAAUAUUUCCCUGCCUGCAAAGUCCCUUGCAUUCUGCCAAGAUUAAAGUAGGGUGAUCCUUUAUCAGCUCAACCAGACCAAGUCUGCACAGUGAUAGCAGUUGUUAUUUGAUCAUUGAUGUUAGGUAUGAACUAUGCAGAACUACAAGAAGGAAAUUUUAAAAGCUGAAGGUCAAGUAUAAUUACAUGGGAAUUGGGCAGAGUAUUGGGUAUAAACUAUCAAUCUCUUCUUUCAUCCCCAAAAGACCUGUAUAUUCCUUGCCUUCAUUUUGGGUGCAAAAUUGACUGCAACUGUUGAUUCUAAACUUGUAUUACAAGAAAUUCUGCAAAUGAAUAUUAGAGUUCAAUUUAGUAUGCCAUGUUGUGAUCCACUUGUUAGAUUUUUUAAUGUUUUGCCCAUCCUUCAGAAAAUGGAGAGGGUGAAUCAAGCCAAUGCAGUAGCUGGCAAGAAUUUUUAUAUACCAUUGAAACUAUCUAAUUUGAUUUAUUUAAGUGAUCACCAAAGGUGUUUUGUUUUUGUAUUUUUUUAUAUUUAGACUGGUAAUUGUGAAAAGGUCAUAUUUUUGAUUGACCUGAUCACAAAUUUAUAUUAUGAUCAGGACUUUCUGUUGAUACUAAUGGUCCAUUUCAUUUCGGGCAAGGUAAGGGAAAGAAGUGGAAGAUUAAAUGCUGUCGAUUAGCCCUCGGGAUUCGGAGUCUUUGUUCAUGAUCCUGCAAGAGUAAUUUUUGAGGUAGUUGAGUCAAUUUUUAUCAUAGAGUAACCCAUUGAGACUUUGUCACAAAAAUGGUUGGAAUUUUGAAUGAUUAUGCUUUAAAUUCCAAAUUUAACUAAUGCCCCCCACUCUAAAUGGUUAUUUUUAAUUUGAUCUGGGCACCCAUAUGUCUUAAUCUUUCUGACCAUUUUUUCACUUUUGCAAAACUUAAUUGUAUGCAGUUUUUAAAUGAACCUCAAUUUCUUAAAAAUUGAAGGCUUCAUGCAUUUAACAAUGUAAAUAUCUUUCAUAAAUAAGAGCAUUGUUUUUUUCAAGUUAAAAAACAAAGUAUUUCACUUGCUGAUAAUUAGUAAAGAAAAUAAGACUUGUUAAUAAUCUGUUUACCAUUCAAUAAAAUGAACUUGCAUUUGUGUAGUUUAUGCAACAUUCAGAGGGUCUCUCAAAAAGCUUCACAAGUAAUUGAACUGCAUUACUACUGUAAUGCAGGCAAAUAUCCAGCAGAGCGAUUGACUUUUGAAGUCUGCUUUUAUUGAAGUUUGUUCUUGCCUGAGAUGAAUGGUAUUAGAAUCUGUUUAAAAAUGUAAGUGGUCCACCUUAUUAUGCACUAAGAAAUGCAAUCUGACCAAAGAUCUGAUCUUUAAGUCUUUUGUACCUACAUGAACUAUUUGAUUUACUAGUCAUAGUAUUUUAAAUCUGUAUUUUUCACUUCAGACCUUUACACUGAACCUAAAAGAUCUCAAAUAGUGGUGAAAAUAUUUCAGCUAAAUUUAGUUCUUUGAAAUACAGAAGCUUUUACUUAACUUGUUUUUAGUAAGCAGCCAUGACUGCUUUUGCCAUGUGAAACUGCCCUAAUUCCUUUUCAUUCAUGUACAUGUUGAUAAAUAAAAUGGAAGUUCCUAACUGUUUUGCUGAAAUUAGAUUCAUUCACUUAGCAUGUAAUUUCAUAGCUAUCUCUAUCUUGAAAGAAUAUUAUAAUUAGCUAUAUAACAAGUUAGAAUUAAACCAGUUAAUUAGUUAAAUUUAAUUCUAGUUACUUUAAACUGACAUUAAAGGUAGCUUAUAACCUCAACUUUAACAAUGGCUACAAUACUAGAUUAGCUCAAAGAGUAGUAGUAAACUUUGUCAUGCAGAAUAUCCCACCAGCCUCCUCACCAUGGUAAAUUCAAAAUGAGGCAAAUUUCUGGUAGCAUUUUGUUUGAGUUUAUAUGUAAUUCAUCCAAAUUUGCAUUUAGACAAGCAACAAAUUCUGACAUUUGCUGACUUGUUGAAGUGUUGAAAUUGCAUAGCUAUUGUUCUGAAGGUUUUUCAAAGUUGCCUUUAAAGGUAGAGAUUUUAAACACUUUAGGGCAAAGUAGACAUCUUUCUUGCAUAAUUCUGUGUAAGGUAUGAUCUGAGCUGAAUAUACUUAUAGAUGAAGAUUGCAAGUGUAAUUUGUAGUUGGCUUUAAAAAUUAAAAUUUUAAAACUUUAAUUCCCCACUCUUCUCCUAUUAGAUUCCUCCUUCAACAGCCCUUGACCUUUCUCACGCACCUGGCUUCACCUAUCACCUUCCAGCUAGCCUCUUCACUGCCCCCCCCCCCCCCCCACCCACCCACCCAACCUCAUCACUUUUGAAUUGUGGCAUCUUUCCCCUUCCUUAGUCUUGAAGGAGAUUCUCGGCAUAAAAUCUUGGCUGUCUAUUCAUUUGCAUUGAUGCUGUCUGACCUCCUGAGUUCCACCAGCAUUUUAUGUGUGUUGCUUUAGAUUUCUAGCAUCUGCAGACUUUCUCGUGUUUGAAGUUUUUAGAUGUAUUAAUAAUGCAUUCAUCUACAUUUUGAUUAAAUCCCAAAUGACUUUGGCUUAUGUCUGUAUAUCUCUAAAUUAGUGGGAUUUACAACAGGAAAUGUGCUCAAUUCCAUCUGGUUACCUCCUUUUAAUUGAUUUAAACUUUGUUCGUUAUGUUGAGUUAGUUUUUCAACAUGGUCUUUUAAGUAGCACCAAAUGAAUUGCAGUAUUUUUAGGGUUUAUGUCUUAAAUUAACAAACCCCUUGUGUAGCUGACACAUUAAGAAAACCUAUGUAUGAACUGAGUGUUUUUGUAACUGAAAAGAAAUAAAAUUUUGCAGAAACACUGAUAACUCCAUUCUCUAUUAAUGUAAGGUAGUGUAUUGGCAGUUUUAUUCUGGCGAAAUGGCAUAUUUCCAUUCUUCUGUAAUUUAGUUGAGUUAAACAUACAAAGGACUCGAAAUAAGUUUAUUGUACGAACAGAAAUGCUAUUACAAGAUUAGUUGGUAACAUGGCUUACUAAAAUGCUACCUACUUGGUUAACAUCUAUUUCAAUAAAUGUCUUAUAAUUUU
Molecule: messenger RNA, 8257 nt
Organism: Hypanus sabinus (Atlantic stingray)
Lineage: Eukaryota; Metazoa; Chordata; Chondrichthyes; Myliobatiformes; Dasyatidae
Gene: ccdc6b
Product: coiled-coil domain containing 6b
Exons: 9
Coding region: 56-1567 (503 amino acids)
Source: RefSeq, a predicted model, not a curated record